AUGCCUGCUCAGAAAUCUGUUGCCCUAGACUACUUCUUCGACAUGACGCCGGAGACAGCUGCGGCUUUGUCAAAAGCGCCUGCGCUGGAAGAGCUGAAUAUUGACAGCAGCUUUGAGAUGGAAAGGUGGAUUGAAAGAGGCUAUAUGCGGAUUAUCGGUGAAAACGCGAAUCUUAGAGAUAUUCGUUCGAUGGGAAGUCGUGCGAAGGACACUAUCGAGGGGGGGCUGCGGGAGACAAGGAUCCCAGAACGUAUUGUAAAAAUGAUCAACUUCAUAGAAGCCGAGGAGGACAGAGUAUGGCUUCGGAUAUUCGAACGCGAGGAAGAGCUUUUGAGGAUGGAGGCGGGAGAAGCUGGAACUGACAAUGGUGAGGAGGAAUGA
Phanerochaete carnosa HHB-10118-sp is the source of this 381-nucleotide messenger RNA. RefSeq lists its product as uncharacterized. The record is from RefSeq and is a predicted model, not a curated record. The transcript is spliced from 2 exons. Bases 1 to 381 code for a protein of 126 amino acids. NCBI's taxonomy places the organism in Eukaryota, Fungi, Basidiomycota, Agaricomycetes, Polyporales, Phanerochaetaceae.